Molecule: messenger RNA, 431 nt
Organism: Pantherophis guttatus
Lineage: Eukaryota; Metazoa; Chordata; Lepidosauria; Squamata; Colubridae
Source: RefSeq, a predicted model, not a curated record
AUGGUCUUUUCCUUUUUCCUCUUUAGGACUCCUGAACAAUGUCCAAGUGUCGUUUCCUUGUUGUCCGAAAGUUACAACCCGCAUGUCCGCUACGGAGCAGCGAUGGCUUUGGGGAUCUGUUGCGCUGGGACAGGAAACAAGGAAGCAAUUAAUUUGUUGGAACCGAUGACUAACGAUCCUGUCAACUACGUGCGUCAGGGGGCUCUGAUUGCAUCAGCGCUGAUCAUGAUCCAGCAGACCGAAGUUCUCUGCCCAAAGGUGAGCGAGGGAUCUUUGAACCGGGGAGGUGUGCGAGAAGGAGAAUGUGUCAAAGAAGAAAAUUGGGGGAGACACGUUGAAGGCGCUUUCGUUUUGGCCCGGCCUUUCGUUGGAAGUGCGCUUGUUUUAAUGAGAUCCUAGAAAGAUUGUGGAGAGGAAAGCAACGAAGAUGU